CAGCCCGCCCCAGGGGCUGCAAGCGCCGGGCGCCCCAGGCACCCUCGCAGCGGGAGAACAGGGCAGCCGAGAGCCUGGGUUUCUGAGCCUCCCACCCCGCGCGAUCCGGAGGGGAACCUGCCUGUCGGACACUUACUCCGGAGUGAAACUAGAGCGAGGCUGGAUUUCUGCUCCGUUCCUCGCCGCGCAGCGCCGUCCCAGACACCACAAGAACUUGACACCAGCGCGGCUGCGACUCCGCGCUCAGGCUGACUCGCUUGUUGUGGUUUGAAAAAAGUUGAGUCCUGACCCGCGGAAGAAACGGGGAAAGACCCGCCAGCCGCUGCCCUGGGGGAUAAAAAGAAAAAGUAAGACUCGAGCCGAUCGUUACUUUUCCAAAGCUUUUUCGUUGUUGAGUUGCACGUUGCCGUUUUGUAUUGAAAAAGGUGAACUUGCUUUGAACGGGACUUGGCAAGCAAACGAGUUUCUCCCUGCUUAAUUGUAACUGCUUCAAAGACAGUUUGGUGGACUGUGUUCUAUGACUGCAAAGAUGGAACCUACAUUCUACGAUGAUGCCCUAAAUGCUACCUUUGUACAGCCAGAAAGUGGUGGUUAUGGAUAUAAUAACCCUAAAGUCCUGAAGCAGAAUAUGACACUAAAUCUGGCUGAUCCUUCCAGCAACCUGAAGCCCCACCUCAGGAACAAGAAUGCUGAUAUUCUUACCUCCCCAGAUGUUGGUCUCCUGAAGCUGGCAUCUCCUGAACUGGAAAGGCUAAUCAUCCAGUCCAGCAAUGGCUUGAUCACCACUACUCCCACCCCAACACAGUUUCUGUGUCCCAAAAAUGUUACUGAUGAGCAAGAAGGGUUUGCUGAAGGUUUUGUGAGAGCUCUGGCAGAGCUACACAAUCAGAAUACGAUGCCCAGUGUUACAACUGCUGCCCAACCAGUUAGCAGUGGUAUGACACCUGUUUCAUCUAUGGCUGGCAACAAUGGUUUCAACACCAGUUUGCACAGCGAACCUCCAGUGUAUGCUAAUCUCAGCAACUUUAACCCUAGCGCACUCAGCACAGCACCUAACUACAAUGCAAACAACAUGGGCUACCCACCUCAGCAUCACAUUAAUCCACAGAUGCCAGUGCAGCAUCCCAGGCUCCAAGCUCUGAAAGAAGAACCUCAAACUGUACCUGAAAUGCCAGGAGAGACUCCUCCACUGUCCCCCAUUGAUAUGGAGUCACAGGAGAGGAUCAAGGCUGAGAGGAAGCGCAUGAGAAACAGAAUUGCAGCCUCCAAAUGCCGGAAAAGGAAGUUGGAAAGGAUUGCCAGAUUGGAAGAAAAAGUGAAAACUUUGAAAGCCCAGAACUCAGAACUGGCAUCCACUGCCAACAUGCUCAGAGAACAGGUUGCACAGCUUAAGCAGAAGGUCAUGAACCAUGUCAACAGUGGGUGCCAACUAAUGCUAACACAACAGUUGCAAACAUUUUGAAGAUACUGACUUGGGGUGAAAAAUCUAUGAUGUUGCAGUAGAGCAACAGAAAAAACAAACCCAUAACAAGUGGCAGAUUCAUAAAGCUAAUGGUAAAGGCUUGAGAGGCAUUGAGUCCUGCUUGCACCCCACAAAGUACAUGUGUGGAAAGACUGGCGAGCCUUCAACAGAGCUAGUAGCAAAACAGCACCACUCUGAGAAGUGCUGUUCCUGCUCAGAUGAUACAUCAGA
This is a messenger RNA of Pelodiscus sinensis (Chinese soft-shelled turtle), 1693 nucleotides long. It is a transcript of the gene JUN, whose product is annotated as Jun proto-oncogene, AP-1 transcription factor subunit. Gene Ontology annotation, biological process: regulation of cell population proliferation; regulation of cell cycle; regulation of transcription by RNA polymerase II. Gene Ontology annotation, molecular function: RNA polymerase II cis-regulatory region sequence-specific DNA binding; DNA-binding transcription factor activity, RNA polymerase II-specific; transcription factor binding. Gene Ontology annotation, cellular component: transcription regulator complex. The record is from RefSeq and is a predicted model, not a curated record. Lineage: Eukaryota; Metazoa; Chordata; Testudines; Trionychidae.